AGCGUUCCCUCUGCCGGAGUCAGUGCCGGUCUUCUGUUUGCCGAUGGGCGUCACUGUGGAGAGCUGGCCUCUGAACACAAAGUACCAGCUGCCCAUCUUCUCCACCUUCGUCCUCACGUCCGCCUCUGGGGACAAGGUUUACGGAGCAGCCAUCCAGUUCUACGAGUCGUUCUCCAGGGAGCUGCUGUCGGAGCGGCAGAGCGUGAGGCUCGGCCUGCUCAGCGUGGUCGACCGGCGGCCGAUCACCAACCGCAGCCUGCAGGUGAAGAAGAGCAUCUGCGUCUUAUCCCACUGGCCCUUCUUCAACGUCUUCCAGAAGUUUCUCACCUUCAUCUACAGAUACUCCAUCUCCGGGCCGCACGUCCUGCCUCUCGAGAAACACAUCUCCAGCUUCAUGCACAACGUCCCGUUUCCUUCCCCCCAGCGUCCUCGUAUCCUCGUUCAG
Paralichthys olivaceus (Japanese flounder) is the source of this 445-nucleotide messenger RNA. The record is from RefSeq and is a predicted model, not a curated record. Lineage: Eukaryota; Metazoa; Chordata; Actinopteri; Pleuronectiformes; Paralichthyidae.